AGAGACCUAGCAAAACACCAAUUUGGUGUUGGUGAUCACCAUCAUCACUAUAUCGAGUUUCAUCAGUUCUGAUAUUCAAACGUUAUCAGAAUUGAGCAGAGUUUGGAGGGUUUAAGUUAAUUAAAAACAGAUUAGGAAUUACAAAUUAAGAAGAUCGAUAAUGGGGCACCAUUCUUGCUGCAACCAACAGAAGGUUAAGAGAGGGCUUUGGUCCCCUGAGGAAGAUGAGAAACUGAUCAGAUACAUCACAACUCAUGGCUAUGGCUGUUGGAGUGAAGUCCCAGAAAAAGCUGGGCUUCAAAGGUGUGGUAAGAGCUGCCGCUUGAGAUGGAUUAAUUAUUUAAGGCCUGACAUUAGAAGAGGGAGAUUUACUCCAGAAGAAGAGAAAUUGAUUAUUAGCCUCCAUGGGGUUGUAGGCAACAGAUGGGCUCAUAUAGCAAGCCAUCUGCCGGGAAGAACAGACAAUGAGAUUAAGAACUACUGGAAUUCAUGGAUCAAAAAGAAGAUACGAAAGCCUUCCACACCUUCAAGUGCUACCACAAUAAGUCCACCACCUAGUGUUGAUCAUCAUCAGCAUAUAAUUCCCCAACUGGGUAAUUACAAUAAUCAACUAGAUUUUGCACACCAAGAUUUGAGUACGACCAUAAAGCCUCAAGCUCAAGAAACCCUCUUUUCUUCAACAUGCCCUAUGUUCAUGUUUGAUACAAGUACUACUGCCAAUAUUGAAGCCGCUCCAGACAGUUACAAUGCUCGUGGGGAGAUUUUCCAAGACAUGAUUGUCACGACUGGUUUGAACUCAUCUGAGCCGUGGAAUUUGAAUCAGCAUCAAGUCCAGGCUUUCCCACCUCCGGUGACAAUGUCAUUUAAUACUACAAGUAGCAGUACUAAUAAUAUUACCAUGAAUACAAACUAUUUGCCACCGUUGAUCGAGAACAUGGACAACAUGGUACCGAACGUUGAUCAUCACCACCAUCACCAUCAUCAUCAAUCUUGUAACAAUAUUGAUGAGGAGGGAAAUCAUGAUCAGAUAGCCUUGGAGUGCUUAAUGCAAAGGCAGGAGUUGAAUGAAUGGGUUGUUUCCCAACAACAAUGUUCUAGCUUUCUAUUUUGGGACAGUGUUGUUGAUGAUCAAGCGACAGUUCUUGUUGGACAAGAUCACGGUAUUGCACAUCCAACUUCAUCAAACGCAGUACAACUCUCUUCUUUUCCUCCAUCUCUAUAAGAUAUUAAUGGUGGUCUGAACAACGUGCACUGCUGUCCCUCCUAACUUUACCAUGCACCUGUGCACCUCUCUCUCUCCCUCUCUCUCUUUCUCUCUUUUCUGAAGUUCUUUUGAAAAUGGUCCAGGCUUUUGAGUUCAGAGUUUGUUUUCUUUAAUUUUGGGGUGAGAUUGAUCGAUUGUGAAAUUAAAGUGAGCUGUACAUAAGAAAAUGCAUGAAUGUUUAUUUAAUUUGGAUUUGGGAACAGAAGAGGAAUGAAUAAUACAUGCAACGCGACCUUUGAUCA
Messenger RNA from Pyrus x bretschneideri (Chinese white pear), 1506 nucleotides. Its product is annotated as myb-related protein 308. The record is from RefSeq and is a predicted model, not a curated record. The transcript has 3 exons. Lineage: Eukaryota; Viridiplantae; Streptophyta; Magnoliopsida; Rosales; Rosaceae. The coding region runs from base 161 to 1222 and encodes 353 amino acids.